AUGGAACCGCCAGACAGUUCGGGACAACCAAAUCGAUCGGCCGUCGUCCUUGUGCAAGACCUGCAGUCGUGCGUUCCGCUGGGGAAAGUCCUAGCUGAAGGGGACCUUCUCUACGUUCUUACGCCGGCUGCCGUGCCAAUCGAGUCAGCAAAGCCGGGACAAGCGCAACAGGACCCGUUCGAGCCCUUUGGUCGGGCAUUGGCCACGUACCACCCUUGGGUUCGGCACAUCCCUUAUAUGGUCCGAGACGGCAUUACUGGGUACCACGCCAGUCAUCUCCGUCUCGCUACUGCUGUUAUCUUUGUCAUCACCGGACCACCUUGCGCUGGCCAACCAUCUCAGAUCGCGCUCUCCCAGACCGCGCGACAAUUCGUGCCGGACCGACCACAAAUUGUGCUGACCUGCUGCAGCCUGCACGACCUGGGCUUAAGCGUGACGGACAGCCCAUUUCCUACGCUGGUUGAAAUACCAGACUACGCGCGCCCGCACCUCGAGGCGGCUGCCGACUUUCUCUUCCGAUCGCCAGCGUCGCCACGGGGCUCUCGAUCCUCGCAGGAUCCGCCGUCUAUGGCGCUAUCGUCGAGGACGCGCUGGCUGGUGCAGGAGUGGGACGUGCGAGAGGCUCCCCUCGUCCAUGAGCUGUGGUGCCGCAGCCUGCCGUCCUGCUUCAGCCUCGACUUUGCGACCUUCCAGCGGUUGCUCCACCGGCCGGGCUACUCAAAGCACUUUGUUGUCCGCAGCCCGUCUACGCAUGAGCUGCUGGGCUUCUGUGCCACCUUUACCACCUUCAUCGACAAUAGCGACUCGUCCUGGAUCGGCUGUCUGGCCGCCAUCCUCGUCCACCCAGCCCACCAACAGCGCGGAAUCGGCACGAGCCUGCACAGCCAUGCCAUGCGCCAGCUGGCCGAGCACCGUGUGUCGCGGCUGCAGCUGGGCAGCACGUUCCCCCGCCUCUUGUACGGCAUUCCGUACGGCAUGCCGUCCGAAGACUGGUUCCGGCGACGGGGAUGGCGCAUCGACACGCCUGGGCUCGCCGGCUGCGGCCAGGAGGCCUGCGACUGGGUCCUGGACUUUGGUGACUGGAGGGCAGAUGGGCUGUCAAGUGGGGGGUUGACGUUUCGGAAGUGUGAACUCAGCGAAUUCGACCAGGUGCUGGAAUUCGUGGCACGCGAGUCUGUCCGCAAGGACAGCGUAGGCUGGUAUGACCAAUACUAUCAGCUCGCUGGCACCAUGGGCAUCCAUGACAUCCUGCUAGGACUGGAGAGGGGCGUGAUCGUCGCCACUGCUCUCACCUACAUUCCGCAAAACCACAGUCGGGCCGCUGACGACCUACCCUGGGCGGGCACCAUCGCCGCUGAUGUUGGCGGUGUAGCGUGCAUCUGCAUCACAGACGACCACCUGUCGGCGGCCCACACUCGAGACUCGGUGAUGAUCCGUCUGCUGGACUACUGCGUUCGCAGCCUCCAGGAGCAGGGCAUGCGGAAAAUGUUUCUCGACGCCAUCCGAGGCGGCUACGAGGGAUACCAGUCCAUAGCUAUCUCAGCAAGCUGGGCGGACCGAUUCCGCCGCUGUCCAGAAUGCCUAGACAGAGCCACGAGGGCCAACGAGGUACAGAUUCUAGAGCCAGGCCCAAGCAGCUAG
Molecule: messenger RNA, 1641 nt
Organism: Grosmannia clavigera kw1407
Lineage: Eukaryota; Fungi; Ascomycota; Sordariomycetes; Ophiostomatales; Ophiostomataceae
Product: beta-n-acetyltransferase
Exons: 3
Coding region: 1-1641 (546 amino acids)
Molecular function (GO): acyltransferase activity, transferring groups other than amino-acyl groups
Source: RefSeq, a predicted model, not a curated record